Messenger RNA from Xiphophorus hellerii (green swordtail), 2988 nucleotides. RefSeq lists its product as uncharacterized. The coding region runs from base 917 to 2605 and encodes 562 amino acids. The record is from RefSeq and is a predicted model, not a curated record. NCBI's taxonomy places the organism in Eukaryota, Metazoa, Chordata, Actinopteri, Cyprinodontiformes, Poeciliidae. The transcript is spliced from 3 exons. Gene Ontology annotation, molecular function: nucleic acid binding; zinc ion binding.
UGUAACCCACGUGACCGCCACGCCCCAACCACCUUCCCUUUAAGCCGUCCCUUUAACAGCUGGGACCCUCAUGUGUAUUUCCGGGUUUCCACUGUGCUGCUGCUCACUGUUGGUUGUGGCGUUGGUUGUUAAUAAAACAAUCUCAAAUCUCCAACUCGACUCAUCGCUGAACGAAUUCAUCUCUAAAACUCGAGGAUCUGCGGUUGGGCUUUGUUGAUGCCUGGUUUACCUUCUGAUGAGAACAAGUAACAUCCACUUCCUCAAACAAGCCGUUACUCGACGGUCAGGUUUUUUUUUUCCCCCUUCAUCGACUCGCUUGCUGAAGGAGGAUGGCGAGCUACCCACACACCACCUGGUGGUAGGAAAAAGAAAGACACUCUCCACACAGGAAAACCAAACAACACUUUCCAUACAGGAAACAAAAUAAACUCUAAGGGAGUAUCUAAAGGAAAAGAACAAUUCUCCCGUUGCUCUUGGACUUUUGAACUACAUUUGGUUUUGAAGUAUUAUUGAUUAUUUCUUUUUCGGUUUGUUCUUUUUUUUCCCCGUCCUUGUUUCUUUUGAACAAUUUCUCUUUGUUUAGUUUUUUGCUGUUAGUAUUAUUAUUAUUAUUAUUAUUAUUAUUAUUAUUAUUGUCAUUAUUAUUAUCAUUACUAUUUCCACUGCAAUAAAUGGCAAUAUAAACAAAGCUCUUUGCAUCAGUUGCAUCAAUUAUCCACCCAAUCAUGACUCCAUGCCGUACCUAUUUCUGAUUUUAUAGAGUGGUUAACACUAAGCCCUGCAGUCAGACCUGCGCAUUUAAGAAAAGCGUUACAUGUGGCGAGCUAGCCAGGAGUCUUGUAGUGGGUGAAUAAUUGCAUAAUUCCACAGUACCUUUAUUCUGGAUGUGUUAUCAUUAUCAAUAACAAAAACAAAAAUGGAUGUUGUUACUCAGCUGGGGUUAAACAUGCAACGAUCUGUGUUAGUUACUGGCACUCAGAGCAGUGAGGAUGAAAAAGAGAUAGUUGAUCGUUUACAAUGUUAUGGUGCAGUAAAAGAGGUUUUCCAUGUCAGUGAUCCACAAAGUACAUUUUAUAAAAACCUGAUUGUCGAGUUUGAAGAAGAUUCUACAUUAAAUGCACUACAACCCCUUUUCCCAUAUAAUUACCCUUCCAGAACCACAGUAGAUGCGAUAUUUCGUGUUACUUCUCUCGCUUCAGAGUAUGCAGCCUCAGUGAGUAGCAGCAGCCCUCCCAUGGACUACAUUGAUGAGCUGAAGAACAUAGCUAAACGAAGCGGAAAACGGUUUGAGGAGGUCCUGAAAGGUGUAAUGGAUCAAAUCAGCACACAUUUGGAGACAACAGGAGAUGAUGAUGGUGAUGAGGACGAUGAUGAUGGUGGUGAUGAUGGAGAUGAUGGUGGUGAUGAAGAGGAGGAAGAAAAAAAAGAAGACAUCCUUACCUUAGCACAGUCUGUGCAAAGUCAGCAGAUGUUACCAACUGUGCCUCAAGCCUCUUCACCUCCUCCAACCCAUUCGUCCACUGAUCAGCAGGGAGCACCUCCUGGACCCAGUCACUCCCGUAUACCACCAACCCAGAGGGUUCCUUUGUCGAGGAAUGACCUUAUUCCACAGGACGUUCAAAGAGUUGUGGUGGAGCAUGUUGUACAAAAUAGUGACUUUUCCACAUCUUCACUUAGACUCCGCUCAUUUUCAGGAAAAAUUCCUAAACCAAGCAAUGAAGCGGACUAUGACUCAUGGCGAUCUCAAAUCGAACUGUUACUUGCUGAUCCCAGCCUUUCCAGAUUGCAUGUUAAUCGGCGAAUUGUGGAAAGUUUGUUGUCGCCAGCUGCAGAUUUAAUUAAAUGUUUGAGCCCUGGUGCACCACCUUCCACUCUUCUUCAAGUCCUUGAUUCAGCUUUUCAGACAGUGCAGGAUGGAGAGGAGCUUUUCGCUCAGUUUUUAAACAUUUUCCAAAAUCCUGGAGAGCGGCCAUCUUCCUAUCUCCAGCGAUUGCAGCUUACCCUCAACACAGUAAUAAAAAGAGGAGGAAUAUUACCAAGAGACAAAGACACACAUUUACUUAAACAGUUCUGCCGGGGAUGCUGGGACAACUCAGUCAUCUCCAAGUUGCAACUUGAGGAGAAAAAAAGCAAUCCUCCCCCAUUUUCUGAACUUUUGUUGUCACUCCGGACAGAGGAGGACAGACAAAUUGCUAAAGAAUCUCUAAUGAGAAAGCACAUUCAUUCAUCUAAACAAAAAGUGACCAUUCAGUCUCAGAGUACCUGCUCUUGUGGUCAUGUCACAGUUAAUGAAGAACUGAAAGAAUUAAAAAAGCAGAUUCAGCAACUCCAACGGCAGAUGUCUUCCUUCAUGUCCAGAAAGACACCUGUUGAUGCAAAAUCAGAACUGCAACAGACCAAGUCUAAGCCAAGGACCAGCAACACCUCACCUCAGACCGCUGGAAGACCAAAGCCAGGGUACUGUUUUAACUGUGGUGAGGAUGGUCAUAUGUCUUCCCAAUGUAGUAACAAAGCAAAUCCAAGCCUUGUGGAACAAAAGAAGAAACAGCUUCGUCAGAAACAACAAGCGUGGGAUGGACAAAAGUCAAGUCAGCAGUUAAACUAAAUGCAGUUCCUGCUGAGGGACACCCAGGAGCUGCCACCAUCAGCUGUCCCAACCCCCAUUCUGAAUCACAUUUUGUAUUACCUAAGGGUCUCAUCGGUACAAAGAGCAUGGGCCAAAUCCAAAUAAAGGGGACAAACUUCAGCUGCCUCCUUGACAGUGGGUCGCAAGUCACUACAGUACCACAUUCAUUUUAUAAUACCCACCUCUUUGACCAUGAAAUUAUGUCUCUGAACAAUCUGUUGGAAGUUGAGGGCGCCAAUGGCCAAAAUGUACCAUACCUUGGGUACAUUGAAUUAAAUUUGACUUUUCCACCUGAAUUUCUUGGCUCACCAAUUGAAGUGGACACCCUAGCUUUGGUAGUCCCAGACACCAAAACCACACAU